Molecule: messenger RNA, 3354 nt
Organism: Alternaria atra
Lineage: Eukaryota; Fungi; Ascomycota; Dothideomycetes; Pleosporales; Pleosporaceae
Exons: 4
Coding region: 1-3354 (1117 amino acids)
Source: RefSeq, a predicted model, not a curated record
AUGCCGCCCAACGGCACCGCGACCCACGAUCCCACCACGACCGCCGUAAACCGCAAGAAGCAGAAGCGACGGGAGAAGGAGGCCGCCAAGAGAGCCGCACAAGAACCACCUGCGCCUGCGCCUGUGCCUGCGAGAAACGGCGUGCCACCUGACCAUGCUCCCCCAGGCCAGCAGUACGCGGACCCGGAGCUGGACGAGCCGGCCUACGACGAGGGGGAAUACUACUCGGACGAGGAGUACGAGCACACGUACGGCACGAAUCGCGACUACCAACAGGGCUACGCCCACGUCCCCAUGCGCGGGAGCACAGGCAAGAAGUCUCGGCGGAAGAAGAAGGCGCCCUCCGCUCCUCCUCCGCUUGCCUACACGCAGCACGUCGCAUCACGCCUCAGCCCCGCACCCGGACACGCCAUGUCGCCCGCCCAUUCUGUCGCCCGAUCCGGCAGACAGGACCGCAUAUGGAACACGACCAUGCAGGACGAGAGGGACCGCAUACGCGAGUUCUGGCUGUCCCUCGGUGAAGACGAGCGCAAGUCACUCGUCAAGAUUGAAAAGGAGGCCGUGCUGCGCAAGAUGAAGGAGCAGCAGAAGCACUCGUGCAGCUGCACCGUGUGUGGGCGGAAGCGCACAGCCAUUGAGGAGGAGCUGGAGGUUCUAUAUGAUGCAUAUUAUGAAGAACUCGAGCAGUACGCGCACCACCAGCAAGACGUCGGUAGUUUCAUUCCCGAGGCUAAUUAUGGUUAUGCGUCCAGUGCUCCUCAUCACCCGCGCCCUAUGCUCAACUCCCACCCCCAUCCACCCCCCGGCGCCUACGACGACGACGACGAAGAAGAGUACGACUCUGGCGAGGAAGAGGAGGAAGAUUCCGAAUACGACAGCGAGAUUUCGUCCGAAGGCGACUACAGCUCUGGGGAGCGAAGUCUACCGCCGCCCGAGCCCUCAGACUUCCUCCAGUUUGGAAGUAGUCUGCAGGUCAAAGGUGGCAUACUUACGGUUGCUGACGAUUUGCUCAAGAACGAUGGGAAGAAGUUCAUCGAGAUGAUGGAGCAGCUCGCCGAGCGUAGAAUGCAACGAGAGGAGGAUGCCCAAGUUCAGGCUCAUCCAGGUGCACAGCAUCGAUCCUAUAGCGGCCACAGCCACAACGCUCCACCGCCCGACGAAGACGAUUACGAUGACGAGGGCGAAGAUGAGGAAGAGUACGAUGACGACGACUACGAGGAGGAUGAAGAGGAUGAGGAAGGCGCCAUGACCGAGGAGCAACGGAUGGAAGAAGGCCGACGAAUGUUCCAGAUUUUCGCAGCGCGCAUGUUUGAGCAGAGAUUACUCGAAGAACUAGCGGAAGAGGAUGUGCGGAAAGAUGCGAAAGAGGCCAAGAAGGCAAAGGAAGCCCAGAAGCGCAAGGAGAAGAAGGACAAGCAACGGCAGUUGAAGGCGGAGCAGGAGGCUCGUAAGGAGGCUGAACGAGCAGCCAAAGAGGCCGAAGCCAAGGCUGCAGAGGAGAAGCGACUGGAAGAACAGCGGAAGAAGCGAGAAGAACAGCGGAAAAAGAAAGAGGCCGAACGCAAAGCCCAAGAGGAGGAGAAGCAGCGCAAAGAAGCCGAGCGUCUAAAACGACAGCAGGAAGAGCGUGAGCGACAACAGGAAGCUGAGAGGAAGGCACGGGAACAAAAAGCCCAAGAGAAAAAGAUCAAGGAUGAGGCUAAACGAAAGGAGCGGGAAGAGCGGGAAGCGAAGGAGAAAGAGGCGAAAGAGAAGAAGGCACAAGAGGAUAAGGAGCGCAAAGAACGCGAUUCAAAACUCAAGGUUGACAAAAUCCGCACAGCCAAAGAAGAUCAGGCCGCCUCUGCAGCUCCUCCUAAUGCUAUAGCUGGUGCGAAGAAGACAUCACAGCCAGCGGUUGCGGUGCCUCCUCAGUUGCUGAAGCAGAACUCGUCUACGGGAAUGCCCUCGCCCUUGGUCACACCAGCUGUACCCAAAGCUCCAACACCGAAUCGACCACGCCAGACGUCGCACCAAACCUCCCACAGUUCCUCUCCAAAGACGCCCCACGCUACUCUGGGAGCUAGCAAGUCAACAUCACCCAACUCCCAGUUACCGAACCAGUCAAUACCAAGGUCUAUUUUGACGAAACCGCCAAUCCCGCACCAAGGUCUAGGGACUCCGCAUGGUCAGCCAUCAUCUCCAAUGCCUCCCAUGGGACCACCACCAGGUAUGCAAGGACCACCAGGACUGGGUAUGGGCAACAUGCCUCCAGGCCUGAACGGCUUUCCUGGUCAUGGUUCAAUGAUGCCUAGCAUGAUGGUACCCCGUUCCAACAUGCCCUUCUUCCCUCAACCUGCGCCCCAGGGUUUCCGUGGAUUCCCACCUCCAGGUAUGCACGCACCAGGAGCACUCCCAAUAGGCCGUGGCUUCCCAAUGGAAGGACCACCAGGCUUUCCCGCACCCCCUGGCUUCACCGCGCCCAUGCCCUCCGCCUUUCCGAUGGGCAUGCCAACGCACUCGCGACAAGGCUCAGGCUCCUUCGAACGCCUUCCAAACGAGAGCCCCAUUGGCGCUCCGUCAGCACAACCUAUACAACGUCCAACACCUAUCAAACGCCCUUCGAGCGUAAAAGCAGGCGACGAACACAGCCAACAAAAUGGUUCCGAUGUCGACGAACUUGCGAAUCACCUCGGCAGCAAAGCGCUACUAGACGACGAUGACGACAUCCCCGACCUCCCCGAACGACGCCCAAGCAUGCAACAACACGGAUCCGUGCGCGCGCCAUCCUUUGGCUUCGCAGACAUACCCGGUACGCAAUACGGAUCCUUUGGCGCACCAGGCGGUGGCAGCAUCUGGGGUACGCCACCCCUAGGGGGUUUCCACCCAGGUGCUGCUGCUAACUGGGGGAACUCGCCUACAAGCAACAUCUUCAAUAGUCCAUUCUCCAUGACCAAUUCAAGGAGUCUGGAGCGAAAUGCGAAUGAACAGCGUAUUGUCUGGCUGAGGAGGGCGAUUUGCGCUGCAUGCAAAACACUAGGACCGCGUAUCGCCGAUGCAGAUGGCUACGUCGAUGCAAGUGAAGUGCAUCGUCAAGUCGAAGCAUCAAGGGGGGCUAUGGAUCCCGCUGUGAGCAUGGAGGAGAUCAAGGAGGCGUGCGAUAUCCUUGAUGUCACACAUACCAACGGCGGUGGAAGUUUGGAAUACAAAGAGGAUGGCAGUGGCCGUGUGUCACACAUCAAAUUCAGCGAUGGUGUCGUGACGACUGCUCCUCCGAGUUCUCUGGGCGAGAUUGGUAGCCCAGUCCCAGGUCACAGUGUUUUGGCCGGCGGGUUUGGAGGCAGAUUUCCCGGCCUGGGACCGCAGGGUUUCUAA